Drosophila eugracilis is the source of this 418-nucleotide messenger RNA. Its product is annotated as migration and invasion enhancer 1. The record is from RefSeq and is a predicted model, not a curated record. Bases 10 to 297 code for a protein of 95 amino acids. The transcript is spliced from 2 exons. NCBI's taxonomy places the organism in Eukaryota, Metazoa, Arthropoda, Insecta, Diptera, Drosophilidae.
UUUUAUGUAAUGGUGAAAGUGGAGGUAGAAUACUGUGGCGUCUGCAACUUCAGGGGACAGUGCCAAUUGCUGCGCGAAUUCUUGCUGGCCUCGUCGUCCGAUUUGGACAUAACAUGCCGCCAAGGACGCCGAGGAGCCUUCGAAGUGACAAUUGAUGGGCAGCUGGUGCAUUCAAAGCUCUCCUGCCUGGCAUUUCCAGAGCAUGCCAGUGUCCUGACCCAAGUUCAAAAGGCCGAACGUGGAGAGCCUGUGGAAAAGGUCCAGGAGCAGCCCAUCAAGGAUUGCAGCGUGAUGUGAUGGGUGGAUAUAUAUUUGUCUUAAACUAAAGAUUCUACCAAAUAUGUAACCCUUAAAUAUAACUGUGAUACGAAACUUCGUGUAGAAAUCAGACUUAUAAAGUUGACUACUCCAAAAAUGA